Molecule: messenger RNA, 2608 nt
Organism: Exaiptasia diaphana
Lineage: Eukaryota; Metazoa; Cnidaria; Anthozoa; Actiniaria; Aiptasiidae
Product: rho GTPase-activating protein 24
Exons: 13
Coding region: 170-1567 (465 amino acids)
Biological process (GO): activation of GTPase activity; signal transduction
Molecular function (GO): GTPase activator activity
Source: RefSeq, a predicted model, not a curated record
UGGCUCGCUCACAUGACAGACUUUCGCUUAUUCAAAACAUGCUGCAUUACUUCCGUUUUGCUUCUCAGCUUGUUUGUCAUGCUACUGAAAGCGCUUCAGUAGUUAUCGGGGAGUAACUUCUGAAAAAUCGGUAUAUAACAGGUCGAGAUUUUAAAAGUCGGUUGUCCGAAUGUUCUACCAUAAUCUGAACGAUAGCAAGAAUUGUACUGUUUUUAGUGGAUGGUUGAGAAAGCAAGGAGGUCAAUUUAAGAGUUUACGAACAAGAUGGUUUGAAAUUAAGGGGGAUCAGUUAUAUUACUUCAGAGAUAAAGCAGAUCCUAAGCCAUUGGGUGUUGUYCCUCUUGCUGGGAAUGAGGUUGUUAAGUAUCCUCGAGAAGAAAAUGAUCCUGGGAAAUUUAAAUUUGAGAUUAGAGCUGGCAAAGAUAGAGAUGGUAGGCAAGUUAUCGAUGGUCAUGAUACCUUUGUACUGAUUGCUUCAACAAUUGAAGAGAUGGACCAGUGGGUUGGUGUUAUAAACCGCAUUAUAUACCAGCCGUUUGGUGGGGGAAUGUUUGGUGGAGACUUGUCAGAAACAAUUAGAUUUGAAGCAAGGAAGGGUGGGGGAUUUGUUCCAAUUAUCAUGGAUACAUGCAUCGAAAAAAUACGACAGGAUGGUUUAGAUGAAGAAGGACUYUUUCGRCUGCCUGGUAACAUGAAAAUUACUGGGGAWUUAAAAUCRGCAUUCAACAAAGGUGAAAAUCCAGAUAUCAGUGACAGCGAUAUCCAUACGGUUUCAUCAKUACUCAAGAUGUAUUUAAGAGAGCUUCCAGAACCUCUUAUACCUUAUGACUUUUUUGAAGUUUUUCUCACAUCUGCUAAGUGCUAUGAGAUGUAUGAAGAAGAUGGAAUCAAGUCAAUUCAAAAACACCUCACACAACUACCAAAAGCCAACUUUAAUCUUCUAAAAGUUUUAUGUCGUUUCCUGUUUGAAGUACAAGAGCAUUCAGGAGUCAAUAAAAUGGACACACGUAACAUUGCAAUGGUUUUUGGACCUAAUAUUCUGCGGUCUGGUUCUGAAGAUCCGCAAGUGAUGAUGGAAAGCACUGCACAAGUCACAGCAUUGGUAUCCAUCUUAAUACGUCGACAUGAAAUAUUCUUUCCUCCCACCGAGGAUGAACAUCAUUAUACUAGAGAUAUUGCCAAUGGUACAUCUGAUCAAACACAGACUGGUCUACUCAUAGAUUUGGAACAAGAUACAAGCUUGCCAGCAAACUAUGAUCCCAAAUCACCAUCUGGGAACUUCAKUGGCGAUGAUAUGUUUAGUUCUGUUAYGACCAGAAAUGGACCAGUUACUGACAGCCAAACUCCUGAGAUGCAACUCGAAGAAUUAGAAAAUGAAACACGACUUCAACAACAACAAAUCGAAGAUCUAAAAACGAAACUUGAGGGUGAAAGAAAAGUCAGAGAAAUGUUAUUGAUUCGAUUGAAUGAUGAAAAACGAGCAAGAGAAGCUGCUGAAGAAAGACUUCGAAAGAUGAACGAAGCAAUAGAUGAAUUCAAUGCAAAACAUGGUGGAUUUUCAUUUUAAAUAAUGUAAUAUAUAUCACUUUUUAUCAUUGCAGGCAACAAACCUGUCCAAAUUUAAUCAGAAACUUUGUAUCUGCAAGUUGUUUUGUUUUUUUAAUUAUAAGUUGUAUUCAAAGGCAUACAGGAAUUUGAAAAUGGCCUAUAGAGUGGAAAUACUUGCAGAUACAAAUGUCAGUUAUGGUACAUUAAUGUAGAAUAUAUUAUUGCGAAUGUKCAAUUCAUGGUAAAAUAUUGAGAUAAUUUUUGUAUACAGCUCAUAUGCUUAUAUGAACUUUGAAAUUACAAAAAAAUACUUCAAAACCUUACAACCAUUGAAUUAUAAAUGUGCAUUUUAUACGUCAAAAUAACAUUACAAUUUUUGGUAUUUAUGAUGAAUACAUCCAUUAUUAGGAUGUUUACCACUAGAUAUUUCACUGUCAAACAUAAUUUAGCUGUUUCUAUAUUACCACAAAAGUAGUAUGGACUGCAGCAGUGAAAUUUCAAACCUUCAGGAGUUGAAAUUGAUGUAGAAAGUGUGAAAAUCAUUAUACCUUUAAAAGUUUUCAACGUUGUCAUCCUGUUCAAAAUGUCAAUUUUUGCUUCGGCUUUUCAGUACUUUUGAUCAAAGUUUUAUUAMUUGUACUGAAAUGAGCUAACAAAAUGUCUCUUCACAAGGAUAACACAAAUUUAAAUCUAUUAUCUUUUGGAAAAUCAUCUAAAUAAUUGCUGCAGAAAUUGCCAGUAUGRACAGGCCUUUUAUUAUGUUCUCCAACCCAGCAUGCUGCACAAACUUUUUUUGCUGUUUCAGGAUUCCUGUGCCUUUGCCUUAAUGUAGAAAAAAAUCAAAACAAUAAAUAGUGACAGCAAAGGAUUGGAAACUGUCAGUUCAUGUAAGAACUAAAUAUUAUAUAACCAUGCCUAUCAAAUAGAUUUUUAUGUGGUCAUAAAUACAGUAAACUUGAUUAGAAAAUGUUUAUUUCACCUUUUCAAAAAAAAAAGACAUAUAUAUUGAUUAUAUAAUUUAUAAUAAACUCAUUGGCUGAAGUAGAGAAAAGUCACGCCA